This is a messenger RNA of Sapajus apella (tufted capuchin), 556 nucleotides long. Its product is annotated as X-linked retinitis pigmentosa GTPase regulator-interacting protein 1-like. Gene Ontology annotation, cellular component: photoreceptor connecting cilium. The annotation marks the transcript as partial. The record is from RefSeq and is a predicted model, not a curated record. Gene Ontology annotation, molecular function: thromboxane A2 receptor binding. NCBI's taxonomy places the organism in Eukaryota, Metazoa, Chordata, Mammalia, Primates, Cebidae. The transcript has 3 exons. Gene Ontology annotation, biological process: retinal rod cell development; non-motile cilium assembly.
GGCUGAGGACGACCUUGUUCCGGUUGACCACUGCUGGCCGGGACCUGCCGGUAGCGGAGGAGGCUGCGCCGCCUUCGGAGACCGCAAGGCGCCGGCAGAACAUGGGGUGGCGGCAGCGACUCUACGUACACCAGCGCCCCCAGAUGCACCGACUGCAAGGGCAGUUCCAGCGCGUCAGCCCCGCCGCCACUCCCCGCGCCCAGCCUCGCUUCCCCGUGGGACACAGACAGCUCCACACCUCUGGUGCAUCGGUGCCGGAGAAACUGAAGAGGGGGCCAAGGGACAGGAUAAGCUACACAGCCCCUCCGUCGUUUAAGGAGCAUGCGACAAGUGAAAACACCAGAGGUGAAAUAGCCAGUGAAAUACCCAGCGAACUCAAUGUCAUAAGUAUGGCUAAUCCCAUUGUUGUAUGCAUGCCUAACAGUGCCCCCAUCAUGACCAGCAAUACCAUGCAAGUGGAAGAGCCACCCAAGUCCCCUAAGAAAAUGUGGUCUAAAGAUGAAAAUUUUGAAAACAGAAGCUCUUUGGAGUGUGCUCAGAAGGCUGCAGAGCUUCG